GCAAGAUAUAAAAGUUGAAGGUCUCUGGGAUUUCCCCACGUUUUACCUUCUGCUGCGUCUUGUUCUCAUCCAAAAGAAAAAUGAAGAGACUUGCUUCAGUCCUCGUUUUGCUGGGAGUCUUCUGGGCUCAGACUUCUGCACUGGACACCUUUGUGCUGCGACAGCCUGGCAGUAACUAUGUGACCGGGACCAUGACCAUCCACAGCGAGGAGCACGUCGUCGACGUCCACAUCCGCUCCGGCGUCUACUCCUCUGAUACCAUCUUCGACUACUCCCACGGGUAUAUUGCCACCAGGCUGUUCUCCCGAAAUGCCUGCUUUAUCAUGAAAAUCCAGAAGGAAUACAUCCCAGAGCUGCGAGAGAUCGGCCGGCUGGCUUUCGAGAGGCAGAUGAUGAGGGACGUUUACUCUCCAAAUAACGUGUGGACCCAGUUUCAGUCUGGCAAUUCUGUGCUGGGGCGUUGGAAGGACUGGAUCCUCUAUGGCAAGCACAUCGAGCAGCUCUGCACGGGGCUGCCCCUCUACCAGCUCGUAGCCACUGCACCCCAAUGUCCUCCACUUAAUGGUCAGAUUGCCUACGUGCUCCACAGUGAGAGAAAACCCCAGGUGGUCAUCCUUUCCUACGACCCACCGGUGGAUCUGUGUCUUGUCGAGAGCCUUUGA
Empidonax traillii (willow flycatcher) is the source of this 662-nucleotide messenger RNA. RefSeq names its product gastrokine-2-like. The record is from RefSeq and is a predicted model, not a curated record. Bases 81 to 662 code for a protein of 193 amino acids. The transcript is spliced from 6 exons. NCBI's taxonomy places the organism in Eukaryota, Metazoa, Chordata, Aves, Passeriformes, Tyrannidae. Gene Ontology annotation, biological process: regulation of cell population proliferation.